Messenger RNA from Capsicum annuum, 864 nucleotides. RefSeq names its product cytochrome P450 82A3. The annotation marks the transcript as partial. The transcript has 2 exons. The record is from RefSeq and is a predicted model, not a curated record. Lineage: Eukaryota; Viridiplantae; Streptophyta; Magnoliopsida; Solanales; Solanaceae. Gene Ontology annotation, molecular function: oxidoreductase activity, acting on paired donors, with incorporation or reduction of molecular oxygen; iron ion binding; monooxygenase activity. Gene Ontology annotation, biological process: defense response to other organism.
CAAGUGAGCUCAUACAACAAGUUGAUUGUAGCCAUGGAUUUCUUUCUGAUUGUCCUUACGCUUGCUAUCUCCUUGCUUCUUUUCUUCUUUCUUCACAAACUAAUUUUCUCAGCUAAAAGACAGAGUAGAAAGGUACCUGAAGCUGGCGGAGCAUGGCCGAUUAUUGGCCAUCUCCACCUCCUCAAUGGAUCUCAAAUGCCACACAAAAUUUUUGGUCAUAUGGCUGAUAAAUACGGGCCAAUUUUUCGAUUAAAGUUGGGCGUAAAUCAAGUAGUAAUUGUGAGUGACCACAAAAUAGCCAGAGAAUGUUUCACCACAAACGAUAUGGCAUUUGCAAAUCGGCCAAAAUCCAUAGCUUCAGAGAUCUUAGGCUACAAUUAUGCCAUGUUUGGGCUUGGACCUUAUGGACCGUACUGGCGGGAGAUGAGGAAAAUUGUCACAAUUGAGUUCCUUUCAGCUCGGCGAAUUGACAUGUUUAGCCAUGUUCAAGAAUUUGAAGUAAAAUCAGCUGUUAAAAAGACAUAUGAAUAUUGUUUCAAGAAUAAGAGUAGUAACUUAAAUGAUGUUGUGAAGAUGGAGAUGAAGGAAUGGUUUGGGAACUUAAUUAUGAACACCAUGGCGAAGAUCCUAUUUGGAGUACAAUACAAAGAUAAUGAAGACAGAAGUAAGGCUCACAAAGCAAUUCGGAGAUUUGUUGAAUUAUUUGGGGUUUUUAUUGUGGCUGAUUUUUUACCUUAUCUAAGAUGGCUGGAUAUUGGUGGCCAUGAGAAGGCCAUGAAAGAAACUGCUAAAGAAAUAGAUAUUAUUCUUGAAGAUUGGUUAGCAGAGCACAAAAGAAAGAGGAAAUUAAAGGGAAAUAAAUCA